AGGAAUAUCUCACAGCUGCUUUAACUAGGAACAUUAUGACAAUUAACGCACGCCGAUUACCAGGCCAUCUUCAUCCAAUUAGACGCAGAGCAGAUUUAUGCAUCAUGGCAAAGAUUGAUCAACCACUACAAGUACUCGCUAGUACUCCGUCUCAUCGCGAUGAUUAUAUCACAUUCCAGUAUACUUGGUCUCUGAAGAUUUGCCAACGAUUGUUGGAAAAUUCCGAGGCUAUUGUAUUGAAUGUAUCACCUGCGUUUUCAACGGCCUACAAUGGUGUUCAGUUCACCUGGGCACUACGCCUAUCUGAUGAAUGCGUCAUUUCUACAUGUGAAUCUGCUGCAGUGCCAUCCGUUCGUCAGGUGCUGGUUCUACUUUAUUACAAGGAUGGACCGUGCAGUGACGUGACAGUCGAAGAAGCUAGGGCUACAAUAUGUUGUCCGCAGACUGGUCAGGAACUUUUCUCUGGUUUCUCCUCGGAGUAUUCCAGGGAAUAUACCAAGGGAAGUGGAUGGCCACUACCACUUGAGAAGUCGAAGCAGUCUGCUUUUACCGCCUUUGUACAUCGAAAUAUUGACAAGCAUCUGAAUAUAGUUGUGGAUAUAAAGUUCAAGAAUUCACUCUUCGAGCCUCUCAGCUACCUGCCAGAUGUUGAGCGCGCCUGCCGAAGUCAACGAAUUGAGAACACAUGCGUGGAAUUUGUAAAUGAUUACUAUAACAAUGCUGUAGAUAUUCCGAAUCUAGACCUCCUUCGAGCACAAGACGACAAGUUUUCUAUGCACCGGCUAGUCUUUCUUUUCGGAUGCGAUCGUGUAGAAAAGGAGUGUUUCGAUGACCAAGAAGGAGUUGUUGCUGAACAUACACUGAACCUCGUUAGAAGUAUUUUUGCACAUGUCUACUUCGAGCGCGUACUCAUGAGGGAAGUGCAAUACUUCGAAGACUUCAUAGCCUUGCUCGAAGGUAUUGGACAAGCGCAUAUUCCUCCUUUGCGGAAGGAAAUCGAGCGGUUCAUAUGCAGAGAAGUAAUGUCGGAAUCAACGGACUCUACGUUCACAAAGAAGAUGCUUCUUCUUGCUGAACGAUACCAACUAGAUGUGUUGAAAAUGGUAGCCAGCGGCGUUUUAGUGGAUCAAAUAAUUGCUCACUCAAACCCGUCUGGGGAACUCGUGAAUAUCUCGCAUGAGCUCAAGAAAAUGGCUAGCGAAAUCAACGACAGCCUGCCUGCUGAUCCCACUACUCCCACUGAAGAUCUCCUCGUAGGUUCUGUUUUGGAAGAUCUGCAGGCAUUAACAAGGCGAGUCCGACGGGUGUCACUCUCACAUUCGCCCUCAUCAGCAACAUCGAGUCCGUCUUCGACACCUUCGGGGGGAGCGACUCCUACCGAUGAGUCCGCACUAUCCCCUGCACCCAUUUUGCCGACGGGUGGUCCUUUUGAGAACGUGGUGACCCCGAGUCGGUUCAAGCGAAUCGAACUUGUGUAAAGCUUUCUAUAAAGAAAAGAUAAUCACAAAAAAUGCUUGCCUAGAAGUGAAAAAUUUCUUUGCAUUGUGUGAAAGCGUUCGUUUGCUUAUAUCUCCCAUUACUUUACAAUUCGAGAAUUGGCUUGAGUUCUCCUCCUUCACUGUCAGGUAGACGCCGACCUCUUUUUCUCGUCUAUAUACACUGUUGUUGCGGUGUUUGUCGUUAUGACGGCACUGUUUCUCGUUUGUUACAAAGUUCAAACCGGUAUACAUAUAUACAAUACUUUAUUCAUUCUUAUUGAAUAUAUAUCUGUACAGCCUCAUUUUUUCCCAUGGUUGCGAUAGCUUGACACCUCUGUCUAUUUGUAGAAUACUUUAACUGCAUAUUGACAAACGUGCAAAGCUCUCUGUAUGUAUAUUAUACUUUUCCUGUCGUGGAAUUCGGUGUACGUUCCGCACGGGUUCUGUUUUUUUUUAUGUUCUGUCUCGUGUACGCGUCAUGUGCAUUUAGUGCCUCUUGUAAGAAUGCGCUCUUUCUCAUUCGCGAAGAGAACUAGUCCAUUGUUUUCUCUUUUCGGAAGUGCUCAGCGCAUUCGUUUUAUGACAGGCGUCGAUCAUCUAUCAGUGCUCUCAUUUUAUAUGACUUUAACAAUCAUUUUGAUGUACACAUUUGAGAGUUUCCUUUACUUUUGCCAUUUCUCGAACCAUCAAUUGCAUGUUGUUAUACGUUUUUUGGGUGAGAAACCGCAUCAGAACUGGUCAACGCAAGAUUCUACUUUAGUAAUAAUCAUAUUUAAACCAGGCACAUUGUUAGUUUUAUUUGGUAGUUACUCAUGUUUUUCUGUAAAUAGUUGUCUUGAAAUGUAUCAUCCACUGCUGCGGUUAUACUCAGUUUCAAGACUAUGUUAAGACUAUUUUCAUUGCUUCUUGAUGCUUUCACUGUACUGAUAGUCUGCUAUAAGUGUUUUCGUGUUUCUAAAUCAUUCUUCAGUUUGUUUAAAGUCAUUCAAUAAAAACUAACAAAAGC
Messenger RNA from Cylicocyclus nassatus, 2484 nucleotides. The record is from the annotation of a GenBank genome assembly. NCBI's taxonomy places the organism in Eukaryota, Metazoa, Nematoda, Chromadorea, Rhabditida, Strongylidae.